ACUUUUGAUUCAUAUUCUUAUACUGCAUGUAGAUGUGAUUAAUUAUGAGUGAAUAAUCAAUGAGUUGAUGGAAUGAUGAUUUCUACAAUUAUCCUACAAGCUUCAACGUUGUGGUAAUUAAUUCAUCGCUCUUCACUUGAUCAAUUUAACUUAUCUUACACAUUUGAGGAGUGUGAGCACAAGCAGAAUUUGAUUCAACAUGGAAAUGAACUGCUGCAUUUCUUGCUUUUUGAAAUUACAUUUGAUAUUCCAAAGAUGGCAUGGCAGGAGGAGAGGAAGGAAAGCAGCAGUGUUUGCCAAGCCAAAGACAAUUCUGACUUCCAAGCAAUCUCUUCUCCAAACUAUUGAAACAAAGAUGGGUGACCUCAUCGUUGGCCCCGUCGUAGAAGCCACUCUGUCCAAGGUGAUUGCUGUUGCUUCCGAUCAGCUCGAUUUAGCACUGGGAUGGAACGAAAACCUGCAAAAGUUUCGUAGUACGAUGAGGUAUCUCCGAGGUUUGUUGCAAGAUGCUGAUGAAAAGAAUGUCGGUGGCAACCCUGCUCUGAAGUCUUGGCUCUGGGAUCUUCGAGCUAUUGCAGAUGAGGCUAAUGAUAUACUGGAGGAGGUCGCUUAUAAAAAUAUGCAGCGUCAGAUGGCAGUUCAGAAAUCAAAGGUCAGGUACUUCUUUACUCAGUGUGACCCUCGGCCCUUGGUAUUUCGCCAGAAAAUGGCUAAUAAAGUUAAGAAUUUGAAUAAAAACCUUGCUGGUAUCAGUCGCUUGGCUAAUGAUUUGGGACUGCAACAAAAACUUGCAAACAUGGUUCCUGAACCCGGAGGCGGAGCAGGCCGAGAGACCCACUCUUUUCUUUCAUCUCAAGUUUAUGGAAGAGAGGAAGAUGUCUCUAAAAUAGUUAGGUCGUUGGUUGGCUCAAGUAGUCAGCAUGACCUCCCUGUCAUGAUUACAGUGGGUAUGGCAGGUCUAGGCAAAACCACCAUAGCAAAAGCAGUAUUUAAUAAUGAUAAAAUACGAGAACAUUUUGGUGAUAAUAAAAUGUGGGUUUGUGUGUCUGAAAAUUUUGAUGUCAAAAUGAUUUUAAUGGAGAUGUUGAAGUCUUGUGGUGGAAGUAGUAGUGGUGAUGGUGAUUUUAGAAGCAAAGAUAUAGUGAUGAAGAAAAUACAAGAGAAGUUGGGGGGGAAAAAUUAUCUUCUCAUACUAGAUGAUGUCUGGAAUGAGGAGAGACCGAAGUGGGAGGAUUUAAGGGAUUGCUUGUUGGGAAUAAGUGGAAGUAAGGGGAGUAGAGGGAAGGUGCUUGUGACAACCCGGCUUGAAGAUGUUGCAUCAGUAAUGGCACUUACUGAUGAACACAUCCAUCGUCCUCGGCAAUUAAAUGAAGAUGAGUGCUGGAGUAUAAUCAAGCAGAGAGCAUUUGGAGACAAUUCAGUAACUGAGGGGUUAGAGGGAAUUGGAAAACAGAUUGCUAAAAGGUGUAAAGGCAUUCCACUAGUUGCAAGUAUUAUAGGGGCUUUUUUGCAGAAAAAGAGGGACAAAAGGGAGUGGCAGGCAAUUACAGAGAAUUGUGUUUGGGAUUCACUGGAAAAGCAGGGGGGGAUCUUGGAUAUUGUAAGAUUCAGCUAUGAUCGCUUGCCCACACUGGCUUUGAGGCAAUGUUUUGCAUUUUGUUCCAUUUUUCCUAAGGAUUUUGUCAUGGAAAGGGAGAUGCUAAUUCAACUUUGGAUGGCUCAAGGAUUUCUUGAAUCACCUGAAGAAAUUAGUAAUAUGGUAGCGGAAGAUAUUGGUGACAAGUAUUUCAGAUAUUUGUUAUCAUAUUCCCUAUUUCAAGAGGAAUGGAGGGAUGAUGUAACUGGGAGUGUUGAAACUUGUAAGAUGCAUGAUUUGAUUCAUGAUUUUGCUCAGUCAAUUUCAAAAUCUGAGACGCUGAUUGUUGAGGAGCGGCCUGGGAGCAAUAUUUCUCAUGACGUUAGGCAUUUGAAUCUAAUUGAUGGGUGGGGAAUGGAGCCAUCUAUUUUACGAGAUGUUGCUAAAAAGUUGCAGACAUUGUUUUCCAAGCAUAGUUUUUCUAAUGGUGUGCAAGUGGAUCUUGUGAGGUUACGAGUUCUCAGCCUUGAAGAUGCUUGUGAUGCAAAACAAUUGCCGACGUGCUUUGGCAACUUGAAGAGGUUGAGGUACUUGGACAUUUCAGGAACUCAAAUAGAAGAACUGCCCGAAUUCAUCUCCGAGUUGUACAAUCUACAAACAUUUAGAUUCGCGGAAUGCAGAUCUCUUAAAAUGCCCCCAAGAGGAAUAGGAGAUUUAAUCAACUUGAAGCAUAUUUAUUUCAGUGAUGAAGAGCGUAUGCCUGCAAACCUUGGGAGACUAGCCAACCUACAAACAUUGCCAUUGUUUUUUGUAGGUGCAACAGAAGGACGUAAAAUUGAAGAAUUGGGAAGCUUAAGCGAACUCAAAGGAGGACUAGAGAUCCUUAAGCUUGAGCUUGUUACUGGCAAAUCGGAAGCGGAGGCAGCAAAGUUAAAAGAGAAGGCAAUCAAGGAUUUGGAAUUUCAUUGGUCGGGAGGUGAAGGCAAUCAAGAUAAAGAUGAAGAUGUCUUAGAAGGCCUCCAACCCCACUCAAAUAUAAGAAGAUUACAGAUUGCUGGCUAUGGAGGUAGAAAGUUGGCAUCAUGGAUGUUGUCACUCAACAAUUUGGUGGUUCUGACAAUUGACAAUUGCAAGAUGCUUCACAGAAUUCCAGAUAUUAGUGGGCUUUUAUCUCUUCAGCGGCUCCAUGUUCACGGUUGUGAUGAAGUAACUAGUUUGGGUGAUGGUGAUGGAGCAUUUACGUCUCUCAAACAAUUAUCCAUAUACAGUUGUGGUAAGUUAGAGAGAGUUUUGGUUAGUGGAUUAUCAUCUCUGAAGAAACUCAGCAUUGUAGAUUGUAGUGUGAUAAAUAGCAUAGGAGAUUGCCUAUCAAGCUCCACGUGUCUCAAAAAAUUAUGUCUGCUAAGUGUUCCUAAAUUGAAGUUUAUUCCAAGUCUAGAAGGACUUGUCUCUCUCAAAACAAUAGAUAUUAGAGAUUGUAAUGAAUUAGGGCAUCUGAAUCUAGAAGGACUUGUCUCUCUCAAAACAAUAGAUAUUAGAGAUUGUAAUGAAUUAGGGCAUCUGAAUCUAGAAGGACUUGUCUCUCUCAAAACAAUAGAUAUUAUAGAUUGUAAUGAAUUAGAGCGUCUAUCGGGUGGGCUCUCAUCUUGCACUGCUCUGGAGAAAUUGAAGAUAAGGAAAUGCUCUAAUUUGGUUUCUAUUCCUAUAGAAUUGAAACAGUUGCAGUCUCUUGUUGAGUUGGAAUUUUGGGUUUGUCCCAAAUUGGAGUUUAUUCCAAGUCUAGAAGGACUUGUCUCUCUCAAAACACUAAAUAUUUCCUAUUGUGAAGAAUUAGAGCGUCUACCGAGUGGGCUCUCAUCUUGCACUGCUCUGGAGAAAUUGCAGAUACAUGGAUGCUCUAAUUUGGUUUCUAUUCCUGAAGAAUUGAAACAGUUGCAGUCUCUUGUUGAGUUGGAUAUUGAGGGAUGUCAAAAAUUGAGGAGGUUCCCAGAAGAGAUCUUGGGCUCUCUUACCAGCCUGAAGAAAUUAAAGCUUGGCCCUUUCUCAGAAGAGCUGGAGGAAUUCCCAGAUUUGGGUCCCACUUCCUCCCUUGAAGUCUUGUAUUUGGAAGGAUCGGGGGAAUCGCUAACUCUGCCACAUCAAAUUGAUCGCCUCACUAGUCCUAGGAACUUAUUUAUCAAAAGCUUCAACGGAGUGGAAAAAGCUUUAUUGGGAAACCUUUCUUGUCUUAAAAAACUUUCAAUUUGGGAUUGCACUCGGUUAACGUCUCUAUCAGGUGGGCUAUCAUCUGUUGAGGAGCUGUGGAUAGUAAAUUGCCCUAAUCUGGAGAGUCUCGGCUGCUUUACUAGGUUGAAGAAAUUAGAGAUCGGCCGUUUCUCAAAAGAGCUAGAAGAAUUCCCAAGUCUGAGUUCCAUCCACGCCUCCCUUGAAGAUUUGACCCUGACGGGAUGGGAAAAACUAACUCACCUCCCACAAAUUCAACACUUGACUGCUCUAAAGAAGUUGAGUAUAGAGCACUUCAGUGGAAUGGAAUCUUUGCCAGACUGGUUUAACAACUUGUCCUCCCUUCAACAACUUCGUAUUUGGUUCUGCCCAAACAAGUUAAAGGAAAGAUGCACCAAGGGAAGCGGUCUUGACUGGGACAAGAUUUCUCACAUUCCACACAUCACAAUAGCUGGGGAGACCAUCCAAUUCCAAUCCGAAGACUGAGGCAAAGAGCAGCGCGAGUUUGAUUCCAGUAUGUUGUCUCUUGUUUGUGCAUAGCUGUCUUUUUUCAAAUUAUCACUACCCUUGGUCCUUCAAAAGAGGGAUCCCAAUGUAGCUUUGCAGGCACCAACCAAACUAUUUUGCAUCUUGUAUUCAAGCUUCUGAAGAACCUGAGGUUUCAGUCAUAAAAAAAGAAUCUGAGAUUUUCUUUGUACCGUCUGGUUGUUCGUUUGGUUCCCAUAAUCAUAUGGAAUCUUUUUAACUUGUUUUACAGAUAAACGGGUGGAUGGCAACAAUUAGGGUGCUGCUAAAAUUGCUAACAGUGGCAUCUUUGUUCAAUGUUAUGCUACCGACUCACACAAACCACAAGUAGAAAGGAUUACAAGGACGCAAAUCACUUCUUGUCAUGUGCUUUUCCAGUCGUAGUCAUGAACACCUGUCUCCUAUUGUCUUGUCCACAACUGAUGGAAAUACUAGUGUUUUGGAUAUUGAUUCAUAGAUAGCAUGAAAUUCAGGUGUUAAUUUUCAUGCUUUCUAAUAGACAAAUCCAAUAAAUUUUUGUUGCAACACUUGCAUUAUAAUUCAACUCUGGCAACACGAGACAAAUGAUACUCUAGUCCAUAGUCAAACUUAGAUAGAUUUUGUUGUAAACAACAUUGAAGCUACUUCUAUGCUUCUUUGUGUCUUAAGAUUUGCUCAAAAGAACCUUCAUGAUUGCUGUUCGCUGAUCCCCAUACAAUAAACCACACAUAUGAUUGUUUUCGAAUGAAGUAUUGUUGCAAAGAAAAGCAAAAGGCCUGCUUAAGGAGUUUAUUUCCAACAGUCAAUUAUAGCACAUAGCUCCAAAAUUUUUUGAAAAACAUUUUGCAUAUCAGAUUAUUUUUCAAAUGAAGAUUGAAUCAACAU
Molecule: messenger RNA, 5188 nt
Organism: Rubroshorea leprosula
Lineage: Eukaryota; Viridiplantae; Streptophyta; Magnoliopsida; Malvales; Dipterocarpaceae
Source: the annotation of a GenBank genome assembly